AUGUCGCUUUCCCCAGAAGAACUGGCCCGUCUUCUCGCGGCGCCCGCCAUGCCGGCCCCGGACGGCGUCACGCCCAACUUCGAGAACCCACCGAAUCGGAACAGCUACGCGUGGGGGAUCACUACGGUGUGCAUGAUCAUUGCGACGUCGUGUCUGUGCUUGAGGUCGUAUGUCCGGCUCUGGUUGGACCGGAAAGUCCGCGUCGAAGAUGUCUUCGCGAUCUGCGCCUACGGCGCAUACUGGGGCACCGCAUAUGCGGGGUACGAGAUGAUACGGACCCCGGGGUACUAUGUUCAUGAGUGGAAUAUGACGAACGGGGACUUGAUUCGGCCUCUCUGGCUAAUCCUCGUUUACGGCUGCUGCUACUCGGCCGUCCUCCCGCUGAUCAAAACCGCCAUCCUGAUCGACUGGUGUCGGGUUUUUGUCCUGGUCGACCGCACCAAGAGCCUCUUCUGGUACGGCUGCAUGGCCAUUGUCGCCCUGCAAUGCAUCUGGGGCAUCCUGUGCAUCAUCCUGCUGAACAUGCAGUGUCGCCCGCACGAGGCCAUCUGGAACUUCUACGUGCCGAGCAAAUGCUACUCGCUGCCAGACGUGAUGCUGUGUUCGGCGAGCGUGCAGGUCGUCUCGGAUGUGAGCAUGUUUGUGCUCCCGCAGAGGCUGAUCUGGGGGUUGCAGAUGGGGUGGCAUAAGAAGUGUGGUGUUUCGGUUAUUUUUGGGGCUGGUAUACUCGCCUCCAUCGCCGCCAUCUUCCGCCUCGCACACACAAUCUCCUUCGCCACCGAAACCGACAAGAUGUACAUGAUCGGCCCGCUCCUCUUCUGGGCCUGCGCCGAGAUGACCUGCGGCUUCUUCAUCUUCAGCAUGCCCUGUCUGUCCAAGCUGCUGAUGGAGACGGGGCUCCGCCAUAAGUUGCGCUUCAGUAAUGGGUUCAAGUCGAUAAGUCUCCGGUCUGGGGCGUUGUCGGGGGGGUCGUCGAGCAAGAAAGGGAACGCGGAGAAGGGGGGAAUAAUAGGGGAGGGGUAG
This is a messenger RNA of Aspergillus heteromorphus CBS 117.55, 1023 nucleotides long. RefSeq lists its product as uncharacterized. The coding region runs from base 1 to 1023 and encodes 340 amino acids. Lineage: Eukaryota; Fungi; Ascomycota; Eurotiomycetes; Eurotiales; Aspergillaceae. The transcript is spliced from 5 exons. The record is from RefSeq and is a predicted model, not a curated record.